Messenger RNA from Podarcis raffonei (Aeolian wall lizard), 1182 nucleotides. RefSeq names its product olfactory receptor 9I1-like. Bases 1 to 1182 code for a protein of 393 amino acids. NCBI's taxonomy places the organism in Eukaryota, Metazoa, Chordata, Lepidosauria, Squamata, Lacertidae. The record is from RefSeq and is a predicted model, not a curated record. Gene Ontology annotation, molecular function: olfactory receptor activity; G protein-coupled receptor activity. The transcript has 2 exons. Gene Ontology annotation, biological process: G protein-coupled receptor signaling pathway. Gene Ontology annotation, cellular component: membrane.
AUGCGGGACUUCAUCCCUGCCCCCAGAGGAGAGUGGGUGGCCACACGUUCCACCACAACUCCUCCCCAUGUUGAAGUGGAGUGGAUCUGUCAGACUUGGUUACUGCAAAGUUUAAAAGAGAUUGCUUUGGGAUUCAUUGUGCCCUUUCAGGAACCAAAGAGUAACUUUUCAUUGUUAAGGCUGUCUCCAAGAAAAUCAGACUGUCUCCAGCGGCGGCACAUUGUCUCUGCAGCUAAGCAGAGCAGAAUGACACCUGAAAACCAAACCUCUGUCCGAGAGUUCAUCUUGGUGGGACUCAGCAGUCACCGUACAACCCAGCUUCUCCUCUUCUUCAUGAUUCUCCUCGUAUAUUCACUUACCCUUAUGGGGAACCUGGUGAUCAUCAUGCUUGUGCAGGCUGACCCUAGACUCCAGACGCCCAUGUACUUCUUCCUGACUCACCUCUCCGUCUUGGAGAUCUGCUACACCACCAGCACCGUGCCCCAAAUGCUAGCUCACCUGCUCUCCGGAAAUGGAGCCAUCUCCCACACUCGUUGCGCAAUCCAAAUGUACACCACCAUGACGCUAGGCGGCACCGAGUGCUUCCUGCUGGCUGUCAUGGCCUAUGACCGCUUCCUGGCCAUCUGCCAUCCAUUAUUAUAUACCAUCGCCAUGGACAGGAGCCGCCGAUGGCAGCUUGCUUCCGCUUCCUGGAUCAUUUGCUGCCUCAUUGCAGCACUGAACAUAGGCUGCACCUUCCAACAUCCCUACUGUGGCCCCAACCAUGUCAAUCACUUCUUCUGCGAGCUACCAUUGGUGCUGAAGCUCGCAUGCGACAACACCUAUGUAACAGAAACCAUUGUUUUCUGGACCUCUGUGGUGGUCCUCCUCUGUCCUCUCUCUGUUGUCUUAACCUCCUAUGGACUCAUCCUGUCGUCUGUGUUACAAAUGGGAUCAAGGGCUGGUUGGCGCAAGGCUUUCUCCACCUGUGCCUCCCACUUAGCUGUGGUCAGUUUGUACUACGGCACCCUCAUCUUCAUGUACUUGAAGCCAGCCUCAGCCAACGCUCCCAACCAGGACAAGCAAAUUGCUUUCUUUUACAUUGUGGUCACCCCCCUGCUCAACCCGGUCAUUUACACCUUGCGUAACAAGGACGUCCAUGGGGCCGUGGCCAGGGUGAUGAAAGAAAACACCAAACUUUAA